Molecule: messenger RNA, 716 nt
Organism: Phytophthora infestans T30-4
Lineage: Eukaryota; Oomycota; Peronosporomycetes; Peronosporales; Peronosporaceae
Exons: 2
Coding region: 102-716 (204 amino acids)
Source: RefSeq, a predicted model, not a curated record
AUGGUCUACGAUCCUAGUGUCGACGUAUACGUGCCACUACUCUACGUACUCGUCAAUUCGAAAAGCAAGAAACGUAUUGGCGAGUACUAGAGCAGCUCAUCAUGGCGUCCGACCGCCAGCUGAAGCCUCGUGAUGUUACCUGUGACUUUGAGCUUGCGCUCAUUAACGCUGUGAUUGAGCAGUUCCCUGCAGCCAACAUUGUUGGCUGCCUCUUCCACUGGAAGCAGGCUCUACGUAGGAAGAUGAUAAAACUGAAGAUUCCCAAGGAACAGAUCGCAGACGCCAUGAAGUCGGGAAAACUGGACGUGCUUACUGUCAUUCCUGCCGAAGAAGUGCUGGACAAGGGACUACGGUAUGUUCGAAGCAUCAUCGAUGAGACCGCAGCAAAGACUAAAUGGAACGCUUUCUGGAAGUAUUUUGUGCGAACGUGGACAAAGAGGUUCGACACGUCGCUGUGGAACGUGAGCCAGAUGCGGCGCAACAAUGUGAGCAUGAUAAAUCGGACUAAUAACCCGCUGGAGAAGUACAAUCGCGAUUUUGCUGCUCGCAUUGGUGCGCCACAUCCAAGUAUUCUCGUCUUCAUUGAAGCUGCAAAGGCAGAGGCACAUUCCUACAUAAAACUGCUGGACGACAUCAAGCAUGGUCGACAGAGCGCUCCUGCUCAUGCGCGGUCUGUGGACGUUGAAGUCCCCGGGGAAUACAUGGCGUUUGAGUAG